AUGCGGAAGACGUCGGGAUGGAUUCAGGUCUGGGUCACGGUGGGGUUGCGAGUCUUGGUCAAUAUGCAUAAGCCCGAUAUCGCAACAGCAUAUGUCUUACGUCCGAGGGACCUGGCGAUUUCUCAAUCACCUACGGGCGGCUAUGCACCCACGAAGAUCGACUGUCCUGCUGAUUUACGCAUUCGGGAUGCUAACAUGUAUCCAUGGGGUUUAAGUCAAGGAGAAGAGGCAUAUAUAUCAAGCAAAGCAAAUCUUUCAAUACCUCUGUGGUCAGAUUUCUUGAAACAAGCUGGGUUGAAGGAUUUUGAUAUUGAAAAUUUCUUAGACAGAGCGACCACAAAUGGAGCCCGUGCUGGUGAUACUGUGCCCAAUGUCGCACUGGCUUUGUCUGGGGGAGGAAAUCGUGCACUAUUGUACUCUUCAUCAAUUUUGGAUGCUUUCGAUUCCAGGAAUCCAGAGGCCAUGAAAGCACGAACUGGUGGAAUCUUACAACUUGCGAAUUAUGCUACAGGGCUAUCAGCGGGAUCGUGGCUCUUGGGUAGUUGGGCGACCUCAAACUUCGAGAGAUUCCCUUCACUCAAUCAAACGGUUUGGGGUUACACCAAGAAAAAUGGUUAUCUCAGCUGGCGCAAUCUGAAGAAGUACCCCAAAUAUUAUUCGGAUACAAAGAAGAAGAAGAAAGCCGGAUUUGCCGUCAGUUUUGUAGACAUAUGGGCACGGAUGCUGGGUACACAGUUCAUUAAAGAUCCAGAAAAAGGCAAGGGCGUGCUCUUCUCAUCUGUAAGAGAAACACCAGCAUACAAAGACCGCAUAUUUCCGUUGCCUAUCUUGGUGUCCCUAUCUAGGCCAGGCACAGGCAAAAUGAUAACACUGCAAAGUCCAAUGUACGAGUUUACUCCAGAAGACUUUGGAAUAUGGCAUCCUCUUUUGAACGCUUCGAUACCUAUGGAAUACCUCGGGAGUAAAGCCUCCGCUAUGAACGAUCAAGCUAUAACUUGCACAAAAGGUUUCGACAAUAUGGGUGUGUGGGAUGAUGCUUAUGACAUUUUCGGGCCCAGUUUCUUGAUGGCACGUUCAGGUGCUUCGAGUAAUGUCUUCAGCUUUCAGGACGGCUCGGAUCCGGACCCACCAUUUUGGGCAAAGCUCCUGAAGCUGUUCAUCAAGGGUGAAUUUUAUGAGGCAUUGGUUCCGAAUCCCUUCCAAGGAAAAGCAGUUGGAAUGUUUGGCGACGUGGGAUUUGAAGACUCGAAUUUAGACACCCUCCUACUCGCUGAUGGUGCCAUGGCUUCGGAGAAUCUACCUCUCUUCCCUUUGAUACAGCCAGCCAGAAAUGUAGACAUCAUACUGGCUAUAGACUCGACCGUUAAUGGACACUCAUUUGAAAAUCCAAACGUCCAUGGUUGUCAGUAUUAUCUCAAACUUCCACUCAACUCACAGCUUGCUCAACUCCUUUGUAACAACAGAUCCAAAUGGCACUACCUUAUACUUAACUUCUCUCAAACUGCAAGACCCAAACUACCAAGGUUACGCAUUCCCAAAGGGUAUUUAAAUCACAGAGUACCCAACGCAAUGGAUGGCAGCUUUACCUCUGCUGGAUAUGAUAGAAGACCGACACUGUUCGGAUGUGAGGAUCCCAACGCACCCCUGAUACUCUACCUUCCCAACCAUUUUGUAUCAGCACAAACAGACAUGCCAACCAUGCAAACGGACUACACUUGGCAAGAGAUUGAUGGAUUCUUUCAAAACGGUUUCCAUAUUGCAACUCAAUCCAACUCGUCAUAUGUUGAUCCUGAAUGGCCUGCAUGUUUGGCUUGUGCAAUGAUCGAAAAGCAAAGGAUUCGAAAUUCACAAGCCCGAACCGGCCAAUGCUCUGCUUGCUUCAGUCGAUACUGUGCUAAAUGA
Messenger RNA from Melampsora larici-populina 98AG31, 1902 nucleotides. RefSeq lists its product as uncharacterized. The coding region runs from base 1 to 1902 and encodes 633 amino acids. Gene Ontology annotation, cellular component: cytosol. The transcript is spliced from 13 exons. NCBI's taxonomy places the organism in Eukaryota, Fungi, Basidiomycota, Pucciniomycetes, Pucciniales, Melampsoraceae. Gene Ontology annotation, biological process: glycerophospholipid catabolic process. The record is from RefSeq and is a predicted model, not a curated record. Gene Ontology annotation, molecular function: A2-type glycerophospholipase activity.